Hippocampus zosterae (dwarf seahorse) is the source of this 781-nucleotide messenger RNA. It is a transcript of the gene erich2, whose product is annotated as glutamate-rich 2. Bases 37 to 435 code for a protein of 132 amino acids. The transcript is spliced from 6 exons. The record is from RefSeq and is a predicted model, not a curated record. Lineage: Eukaryota; Metazoa; Chordata; Actinopteri; Syngnathiformes; Syngnathidae.
UAACCUCACAGCGUCAUAGUUACGCGGCAACCUUUCAUGGAAUAUAGACAAGCUUUAGGGUUGAAGGGUGAGCCUGGAAAGGAGCUUAAAAUGCAAAACGUGACGUUUGCUCAUACCCCGAGCUCGGCAGCAGAAGACACGACACCUGGAGAGAAAAAUGAGUGUGGAAAAAACCCCAAGGACGAUGCAGAUUCGCUCAGAGACGUUCCUGUGGAACUGAAGCUUGAGUUCCUCAGAGCUCUGAGGGCGAGAGACUUCCAGCAGGCCAAAAGACUAUGCAAUAUGAUUCUCAUCUAUGAACCACAUCAUCCAGAAGCUUCCGAGUUCCUCCCUCUGAUCCAAAGGAAGCUGCUAGAAGAGCAACAGGCAGACCAAGACAGCGACGACAGUGAUAGUGACGAUGAGGCCGAUGACCCUGGAUGUGAUGAGGAAUGAUGUCGGAAUUCAGUCUGCUUGUCCUCACCGUCAAAUGAAGAUGGUGGAAGUGGAUGGGAAAAGCAAGUGAACUGACAUAUAGCCGUUGUGUUUGAUAAUUAUGCCUCAAUCAGAAUCCAAUUUCUUCAAUUCCACUCCUUCAAGAUAAACUGAAUUAGAUCACGACCACUUAGUAACUCCAAAACACAAACACCUGUGCAAAGUCUAUCGAGCAGGGGUGUCUAAUUUGCAGUCUUGGGCACAUUGUGGCGUUGGUUUCUGAUACCAGACAAAUGAAUAACCGUCUCAUCACAUUAUUACAUUGUGACAACAAAUUGAUAGAUGAAAAGAGGAGAAAUAUUACCGU